Stylonychia lemnae is the source of this 1023-nucleotide messenger RNA. Lineage: Eukaryota; Ciliophora; Spirotrichea; Sporadotrichida; Oxytrichidae. The record is from the annotation of a GenBank genome assembly.
AUGCUGACAAAGAUAAAGGAUCCAAUGAGCAGUCAUCAGAAAUAGCAGCUAUACUCAUUCUAUAAUUUUACCAGAUUUAGAAAGACUAAGCCAACUUUAAACAGACUACAAAAUAUGAUUCUACACUAGAAGUAAUUAUAUAAUCUUCGCUAGCCUAAAAUUCACAUGCCUCACUUCGACAAUUACUUUCAAAAACUUAAAUAUCAAUUCAUGCAGGGAAUGAUUAGGAGAGGUAAUUACAUAAAGAAGGAGAUAUUGCUUUUAGCAAGUUCAAGAAUACUCUAGUUUCUCUCACUGAUACCCAUAUGUUAUUUGAGCUAUAAUGUUGGAAGAUAAGCAUAUAUUUCCUACUUAAGUUACUAAUACCCAGGUUAUUAUACAAAGCCUGCUACUCCAAUCAAGGAUAAAUUCAAGAGAUAUGUAGCUACCUUAGUGGGAAAUACCUUGAGAGAUCCUCAAGUAGAAAAAGAAGGGUUGAAUUUCUUGUCAAAGCUAUUUAUGGAGCCACAAACUCAUGAGGCUGGAGUCUAUUUGCUUAAGAAUGUGCUAAAUGAUCCCAGAUUCGUAGAAGAGGGUAAGAUUUUUGGAAUCGAUCUGAUUUCCUCAAUAUUGAGAUCUAAACAAUGCGAAUAAGACUUCAUAAAGAUAGUGAUGACAACUUUGUAGCAAGAAAAAGUGAAAAAAGAAACAGUAGAGCUACUUAGGUACAUAGUAAAGCAAUCUGAGUCAGAGGAAAUUCUAGCUAUUUAUUUCAAAACAGUAUUCCUCAGAGAUGACAUGCUCUAAGGUGUAUCGAAGUUGUUAGCUAAAUCUGCUGUAGAUGCCUUAGACCAGCCUCAAAUCAAAGAUAAAUUUGGUAACUUUGUACUCUAGGUUGCUGAAAAUCCUAUUGUUAGGACUAAACUUUAUCAAAACUAUCUAAUCAAACCAGCCAAGAAAUUCUUCUCAUUUGGACUACUUUCAGGAAAUAGUGGAGAGGAACAAUAACCUUAAAGUCAGGAAAAUAAAUAAUAAAACAGUUGA